Molecule: messenger RNA, 1700 nt
Organism: Trichosurus vulpecula (common brushtail)
Lineage: Eukaryota; Metazoa; Chordata; Mammalia; Diprotodontia; Phalangeridae
Gene: ERAL1
Product: Era like 12S mitochondrial rRNA chaperone 1
Exons: 11
Coding region: 25-1257 (410 amino acids)
Biological process (GO): ribosomal small subunit assembly
Cellular component (GO): mitochondrial matrix
Molecular function (GO): rRNA binding; GTP binding; ribosomal small subunit binding
Source: RefSeq, a predicted model, not a curated record
UUCCGGCGCACCCUGCGAGCAGAUAUGGCGGCCUCCAGCCGUACCGCGGUUGGGUGGGUGCGGACGGCACUUAGCAUCUGGCGGUCAAGCCGAGGAAGCGCCGCCAGAGGUCCGUGCUCCGCCCCUCCCUCCCGCUGCUGCCAUGAACGGGGCUCAGCCUUGGACUACUUCCUGAGGGUCGCCAAGCCCGGCUACCGCCCUGCCCAUCCGGCCCCCGCGGUGGCCCUGCACCGGGACAAACAGGCUCUGCUUGUGGCCCAUCCUCCCAACAUGCCGGAGAACUCUCGGAUCCUGCGAGUUGUCAUCCUGGGAGCCCCAAAUUCGGGGAAGUCAACACUUUCCAACCAGCUGCUAGGCCGAAAAGUUUUCCCUGUCUCCAAGAAGGUACAUACCACUCGAUGCCAGGCCCUGGGGGUCAUCACGGAGGAGGAGGCACAGGUGGUUCUCCUGGACACUCCUGGCCUGAUUAGCCCUGCUAAGCAGAAGAGGCAUAACCUAGAACAAUCCCUGCUGAAGGAUCCCUGGAAAAGCAUGGAGGAUGCAGACCUGGUCGUGGUUCUAGUAGACGUCUCAGACAAGUGGACCCGGGGCCAGCUUAACCACCAGGUUCUCAAGUGCUUGUCUCAGUUCCCCCAAGUCCCCAGCAUCCUGGUUAUGAAUAAGGUGGAUUGCUUGAAACAGAAGUCUGUCCUUUUGGAGUUGUCAGCAGCCCUCACAGAAGGUAUAGUUGGUGGCAAAGAGUUGCGAGUGAAGCAGACAUUCUCAGUUUCUAAAACCCAGAAAGCUCCAGCAGAGUCAGACCCAGAGGCCUCAAAAGGCCUCAGUGAGAGGGUGGGCUGGCCCCACUUCCAGGAGAUCUUCAUGCUGUCCGCCCUGAGUCAGGAAGAUGUGGAGACCCUGAAGCAAUAUCUCCUGACACAGGCCCAACCAGGGCCCUGGGAGUUCCACAGUGAAGUGCUCACCAGCCAGACCCCUCAGGAGAUCUGUGCCAACAUAAUUUGGGAAAAGCUAUUGGAGCACCUGCCUCAGGAGGUGCCUUACAGUGUGCAUCAGGAGACAAGGUUGUGGGAAGAGGGUCCCAGUGGGAAGCUUGUGAUCCUGCAGGACUUGCUAGUGCCUAAGGAGUCCCACUUGAGGAUAUUGAUUGGUCCCAGUGGGCAGCUGAUCAGCCAGUUGGCGCACGAAGCCACCGAGGACCUCAGAAAUGUAUUCCUCUGUGAUGUGCAGUUGAGCCUUUCGGUUAAGCUCCGCAGGUGACCGUCUCCCACCCCAAGUCCCCUAGGGGUUGGCUAGUCAUAUGGACUUGGUGGUUUAUCAUUGGGUGCAGUGAUCCUGGUGCCCUGCCCUGAGAGGAGAGGUCAAGCAAGGACUUAAUGGCCCUUCUGCCAGGCAAGCAAAGCAAGAGCUGCCUCUGCCUCUGCCUGGACUGCUCAGAGACCCACCCUCUUGCUGGUGCCUAGGGCCACAGGCAGCUCCUGUUCUUCUUCCAAAUCAGGGGCUCGGUUCUCCCUUCAUCCCAAGCCUCUGCACCUUGGUUAACCAGCCCCCCAGACCUAGCAGAUGCCCUGUGUACAGCCCCAACCAGGUCCUUGAUGCCCUGGAGAUGAGAGUUAGGUCCACCCCCUUCUCAUCCACGUAGCGUCCUCACUGUAUCCCCUUCUCUGGUUUGUUGGUGGGAAUAAAACAAUAUGAGAGAGAGA